Camelina sativa (false flax) is the source of this 3091-nucleotide messenger RNA. The record is from RefSeq and is a predicted model, not a curated record. Lineage: Eukaryota; Viridiplantae; Streptophyta; Magnoliopsida; Brassicales; Brassicaceae.
GUCGGUCUCCUCAAUCUUUGGAUGAUACUGAUGAUGAACCGUAGAAAAACAAAUAACACCUUUCGAAGUUACAUUUUCCUGCUUGUUGGUUUUUUUUUGUCGAUGGAUGUUGGUUUAGGACAAAACCAAACAAGUGAAAUCAAAGUAGGGGUAGUUCUUGAUCUCAAUACAACAUUUUCCAAGAUCUGCCUCACUUCUAUUAACAUGUCGUUGUCGGAUUUCUACAAGGAUCAUCCUAGUUACCGCACAAGAAUUACGCUUCAUGUUAGAGAUUCCAUGGAAGAUACGGUUCAGGCUUCAGCUGCAGCCUUGGACCUAAUCAAGAACGAGCAAGUGAGCGCCAUCAUCGGACCAAAAAACUCUAUGCAAGCAGAGUUUAUGAUUAGACUGGCCAACAAAACUCAAGUACCGACCAUCACAUUCUCAGCAACAAGCCCUCUUUUGACAUCCAUCAAAAGCCCUUACUUUGUCCGAGCCACUCUCGACGACUCAUCCCAGGUCAAAGCCAUUGCCGCCAUUGUCAAAUCCUAUAGCUGGAGAAGCGUCGUCGCCAUUUAUGAGGACAACGAGUUAGGUAAAGGACUCAUGCCUUUCUUGUCUGACGCUUUACAAAACGUGGAAGUCAACAAAAGUGCCAUUGCUACGGAGGCUAACGAUAGUCAAAUUCAAAAUGAACUCCGUAAGCUUAUGGGGAGGCAAACGAGAGUAUUUGUUGUCCACAUGGAAUCAAGUCUGGCUUUACGUGUUUUUCAAAAAGCUAGAGAGAUCGGGAUGAUGGAGGAAGGGUAUGUAUGGUUAAUAACCAAUGAAAUGACACAUAUGAUGAGACAUAUCGACCAUGGUCAUAACUUAAAUACUAUAGAGGGCGUCUUAGGUGUGAGGAGCCAUGUCCCCAAAUCGAAAGAGCUUGAAGAUUUCCAAUUGAGAUGGGAAAGAUCGUUCGAGAAAGAGAAAACAUCCACGAGGGAUCAACUACACAUAUUUGCAUUAUGGGCUUAUGAUUCAAUGACUGCAUUGGCCUUGGCCGUGGAGAAAACCAAUUUUGAUAGCUUACAGUACGAUAAUGGAAGCGUCUCGUCAAAGAACAUGACAGAUUUGGGGAACGUAGGAGUCUCUCCCUACGGUCCAGGUCUUCAAAAGGCUCUUUGGGAAGUAAGUUUCAAGGGUUUAGCAGGAGACUUUAAUCUUACGGACGGGCAGCUCGAGUCACCAAAGUUUGAGAUCAUCAAUUUUGUUGGAAAUAAAGAGAGGAUAAUUGGAUUUGUGAAAGCUAAUUCAGACAAAACAAAGUUGGGACCGGUGAUAUGGCCAGGGAAGUCAAAAACCGAUCCGAAAGGAUGGGAGAUUCCAAGGAAGAAACUUACAGUGGGCGUUCCAAUGAAGAAAGGCUUCUUUGAUUUUGUGGAGGUAAUCAAAGAUCCUACUACAAACAUAACAACCGCAAAGGGUUACGCCAUAGACAUCUUUGAAGCUGCUCUUAAGAAGUUGUCAUAUUCAGUCAGUCUUGAAUACAUCAGUUUAGAAUCCCCAAUUGACUAUAACAAUUUGGUCUGCCAAGUAUAUAACAAGACAUGGGAUGCAGUUGUUGGAGAUGUAACCAUCACAGCGAACAGGUCUUUGUAUGUUGACUUCACAUUACCGUACACAGAGUCUGGAGUAUCUAUGAUGGUGCCGGUGAGAGACAAUGAGAAUAAUAACACAUGGGUGUUCCUUAAACCUUGGAGCUUAGGCUUAUGGGUCACUACUUGUUGUUUUCUCGUCCUCAUUGGUUUCGUUGUGUGGUUGUUCGAACAUAGAAUCAACACAGACUUCCGUGGACCGCCUCACCACCAGAUUGGCACAAGUUUUUGGUUCUCUUUCUCCACCAUGGUUUUUGCCAACCGUGAGAAGGUAGUAAGCAAUUUAGCAAGGUUUGUGAUGGUUGUGUGGUGCUUUGUGAUGCUUGUUCUCACUCAGAGCUACACAGCUAAUCUCACUUCUUUCUUGAUGGCACAACGUUUCCAUCCAGCGGCCAUAACUGUGAACGAUCUCAUCAAAAAUAAGGAUUAUGUAGGGUACCAAGGCGGUACUUUUGUUAAAGAUAUUCUAUUAGAUUUGGGAUUUCAUAUAAAUAAUCUUAAACCUUUUUAUUCUUCCAAAGAAGCCGAUGAACUUUUGUCCAAGGGGAGAUCAAAUGGUAUAGCAGCAGCUUUCGAUGAAGUGGCUUACCUUAAUGCUAUUCUUCCUCAGUCGUGCUCCAAAUAUGCCAUGGUUGAACCUACAUUUAAGACUGCUGGUUUUGGCUUUGCCUUCCCCAAGAAUUCACCUUUGACAGGAGAUAUCUCAACAGCUAUCUUAGAUGUGACUGAAGGAGAUGAAAUGCAAGAAAUCGAAAACAAAUGGUUCCGGAAGAAGAAUGAUUGUCCUGAUCCAAAUACCGCUCUUACAUCCAACAGUCUCAGCCUCCGUAACCUAUGGGGUCUGUUUCUAAUAGCAGGCACUGCUUCAUUAUUGGCAUUACUCAUCUUCGUUGUCCUUUACUUGAAUGAACAUAGGCACACACUAUGUGAUGAUUCCGAAGGCUCCUCGUGGAGAAAGCUAAAGGUUUUGUUCAGAACCUUCGAUGAGAAAGACUUAAAGUCCCAUACUUUCAAGAAAACUAAUGUUCAUAAUGUGAGUUCACCGAUGACUGAUCACUACAUUCAGAGCCCUUCAACUGUGCAAAUCACACCACGGCCACCAAGUCUUUCACUAAAUAUGGAGUUUGAGCUUAGAAGGAUUUUCUUGUACCCCGAGCGAAGAACGCUUCACUAUGCAACCGAUGUAUCAUGAAGAUGGAGAAUCUGAUAUUAAAUGUGGCGCUGAACAAUAAAGAGAUGUUUUAGAAAACUCGAUACGUUAUAUAUAGCUCAAAAUUUCAUCUAUUUAUCAAAAGAAAAAGAAAGAAAAAAUUAUAGAUUCUUAAGUGAAAGUUAAUAUAUUAUCUGCUUAUCCUAAAGCUACUAGCUCAAGCCACAAUGUUUCAUCUAUGGUACUGCCUCACCAAACCAUUUUCAAGCUGAUUCAAAAAGAUAUUCGGAAUUCAAUCUUUCCUCGAAGACGAAGGAAACAU